AUGGGGACCGCCUCGUCGCUCGUGAGCCCUGCGGGCGGGGAGGUGAUCGAGGACACUUAUGGGGCGGGCGGCGGCGAGGCCUGCGAGAUCCCGGUAGAGGUGAAGCCCAAGGCCCGCCUGCUGCGCAGCUCGUUCCGCCGUGGCGCGGCAGCAGCGGCGGCGGGGGCAGGGCCCGGGUCGCUGCCCCGCGGGGCCACUGGCGGCGGGCUGCUGGGGGCUAGCUUUAAGUCUACCGGCUCGUCCGUGCCGGAGCUGGAGUACGCAGUGGCUGAGUACGAGCGGCUGAAGAAGGAAUACGAGAUCUUCCGGGUCAGCAAGAAUCAGGAGUUGUUGUCCAUGGGCCGCCGCGAGGCCAAGCUGGACACGGAGAACAAGCGCCUGCGGGCCGAGCUGCAGGCCCUUCAAAAAACUUAUCAGAAAAUACUUCGGGAAAAGGAAAGUGCUUUAGAAGCAAAAUACCAAGCAAUGGAGAGGGCAGCGACAUUUGAACAUGACAGAGAUAAAGUGAAAAGGCAAUUCAAGAUUUUUAGGGAGACCAAGGAAAAUGAAAUUCAGGAUUUACUGAGGGCUAAGCGAGAGUUGGAGAGCAAACUUCAGAGGCUCCAGGCUCAGGGGAUUCAAGUAUUUGAUCCUGGAGAGUCUGAUUCAGAUGACAACUGUACAGAUGUUACUGCUGCUGGAACCCAGUGUGAAUAUUGGACCGGAGGAGCCUUGGGAAGUGAACCUUCCAUAGGGAGUAUGAUCCAGCUUCAGCAAUCCUUCAGGGGCCCUGAGUUUGCCCAUAGUUCUAUAGAUGUGGAAGGACCCUUUGCAAAUGUCAACAGAGAUGACUGGGAUAUUGCUGUAGCUAGUUUAUUACAAGUUACUCCCUUGUUUUCACACUCUCUGUGGAGUAACACUGUCAGAUGUUACCUCAUUUAUACAGAUGAAACCCAGCCUGAAAUGGAUCUUUUCCUUAAGGACUAUUCACCUAAACUUAAAAGAAUGUGUGAGACAAUGGGAUAUUUUUUCCAUGCUAUAUAUUUUCCACUAGAUAUUGAAAAUCAGUACCUUGCUGUAAGAAAAUGGGAAAUUGAGAAGAGUUCAUUAGUUAUUUUAUUCAUUCAUUUAACUUUACCAAGCCUGUUAUUGGAAGACUGUGAAGAAGCUUUUCUGAAAAACCCUGAAGGCAAACCACGAUUAAUUUAUCAUCGCUUGGAGGAUGGGAAAGUCAGUUCCAACUCCGUCCAGCAAUUGAUUGAUCAAGUUUCUAACCUGAACAAGACCAACAAAGCCAAGAUCAUUGAUCACUCUGGAGAUCCUACAGAAGGAGUAUAUAAAACUUAUAUUUAUGUGGAAAAGAUUAUUAAACAGGACAUCCUGGGCUCUGAGAACACAGACCUGGAGACUAAGGAUUUGAGCAGUGAAGAUUCUGUUCCAGAAGAUGAUGAUUUUGGUGAUGUUUUGUGGGACAUACAUGAUGAACAAGAGCAAAUGGAAACUUUUCAACAGGCUACAAAUUCAGCCCAUGAGUUGGGAUUUGAGAAGUAUUACCAACGCCUUAACGAUCUAGUGGCGGCCCCAGCACCAAUUCCACCUCUUCUUGUAUCUGGAGGACCAGGUUCUGGAAAGUCCCUUCUCUUAUCAAAGUGGAUUCAGUUACAACAGAAGAAUUCCCCUAACACGCUAAUUCUUUCUCAUUUUGUGGGAAGGCCCAUGUCAACCAGCUCCGAGUCCUCCUUGAUUAUUAAACGACUAACUCUAAAGUUGAUGCAGCACUCUUGGUCAGUAUCUGCUCUGACAUUGGAUCCAGCUAAGCUUCUGGAAGAAUUUCCACGCUGGCUAGAAAAACUCUCUGCCCGUCAUCAAGGCAGCAUCAUCAUCAUUAUUGAUUCUAUAGAUCAAGUUCAGCAAGUUGAAAAACACAUGAAAUGGCUGAUAGAUCCACUGCCAGUGAAUGUAAGAGUAAUUGUUUCUGUGAAUGUAGAAACAUGCCCUCCAGCGUGGAGGUUGUGGCCUACACUUCAUCUUGAUCCUUUAAAUCCAAAAGAUGCAAAAUCUAUUAUAAUUGCAGAGUGCCACUCUGUGGGCAUUAAGCUGAGUAAAGAGCAGGAGAAGAAGCUAGAACGACACUGUCGUUCUGCUACGACCUGCAAUGCCCUUUAUGUCACCCUUUUCGGCAAAAUGAUCUCACGUGCUGGGAGAGCAGGCAAUUUAGAUAAAAUCCUUCAUCAGUGUUUCCAGUGUCAAGAUACUAUUUCAUUAUAUAGACUUGCUCUGCGAUCUAUCCAGGAGUCCAUGGCAAAUGAUAUGGAUAAAGAACUAAUGAAACAGAUUCUCUGCCUCAUAAAUGUUAGUCACAAUGGCGUGAGUGAAUCAGAACUGAUGGAACUCUACCCUGAGCUGUCCUGGGCUGUCUUGACCUCCCUUGUUCACAGUUUACACAAAAUGUGCUUAUUGACUUAUGGUUGUGGCUUGCUCAAGUUUCAACAUCUACAGGCUUGGGAAACAGUAAGACUGGAAUACAUGGAAGGUCCCACCAUUAUUUCUUCAUGUAGGCAAAAGCUAAUCAACUAUUUCACCAUGCAGCUAAGUCAGGACCGAGUGACUUGGAGAAGUGCAGAUGAGCUCCCUUGGCUUUUUCAGCAGCAGGGAAGUAAACAGAAGUUGCAGGAUUGCCUUCUCAAUCUCUUUGUGUCUCAGAACCUUUAUAAAAGAGGACACUUUGCCGAGUUGCUGAGUUACUGGCAGUUUGUUGGCAAAGACAAAAGCGCAAUGGCAGCAGAAUACUUUGAUUCCUUGAAGCAGUAUGAGAAAACCUGUGAAGGCGAGGAGAACAUGAUUUGCUUGGCUGAUCUUUAUGAAACCCUGGGGCGAUUUCUCAAGGAUCUAGGCCUCCUCAGUCAGGCUGUGGUGCCUUUGCAGAGGUCCCUAGAAAUUCGAGAAACAGCUUUAGAUCCCGAUCACCCAAGAGUGGCUCAGUCCCUCCACCAAUUAGCAAGUGUGUACGUGCAGUGGAAGAAGUUUGGCAAUGCAGAACAGCUGUAUAAACAGGCCUUAGAAAUCUCUGAAAAUGCUUAUGGUGCAGAACAUCCCCAUAUUGCUCGUGAACUUGAGGCACUGGCAACUUUGUACCAGAAACAAAAUAAAUAUGAGCAAGCUGAACAUUUUAGGAAAAAAUCCUUUAAAAUUCGUCAGAAGGUUACAAGGAGAAAAGGCAACUCGUAUGGAUUCGCCCUCUUACGUAGACGAGCCCUGCAGUUAGAAGAGCUCACUCUAGGAAAGGACACACCUGACAAUGCUCGGACCCUCAAUGAGCUGGGUGUUCUCUACUAUCUUCAGAAUAACCUGGAAACAGCUGACCAGUUUCUGAAGCGGUCCUUAGAAAUGAGAGAGCGAGUCCUAGGACCAGAUCACCCCGACUGUGCCCAGUCUUUAAAUAAUCUGGCGGCUCUAUGCAAUGAAAAGAAACAGUAUGAUAAAGCAGAAGAACUUUAUGAAAGAGCUUUAGACAUUCGGAGACGAGCAUUAGCUCCUGAUCACCCUUCUUUGGCCUAUACAGUGAAACAUCUUGCAAUCUUGUAUAAGAAAAUGGGGAAACUUGACAAAGCUGUACCUUUGUAUGAGCUGGCUGUUGAAAUUCGGCAGAAAUCCUUUGGCCCAAAGCACCCCAGUGUAGCUACUGCCCUGGUGAACUUAGCUGUUCUCUAUAGCCAAAUGAAAAAACACAUUGAAGCCUUGCCAUUAUAUGAAAGAGCAUUAAAGAUUUAUGAGGACAGCCUGGGUCGGAUGCAUCCUCGAGUUGGAGAAACAUUAAAAAAUUUAGCCGUGCUUAGCUAUGAAGAAGGGGAUUUUGAAAAAGCUGCUGAACUAUACAAAAGGGCGAUGGAAAUAAAAGAAGCAGAAACGUCACUUUUGGGUGGAAAAGCUCCUUCCCGACACUCCUCAAGUGGAGACACGUUUAGCUUAAAAACAACCCAUUCUCCUAAUGUUUUCCUUCAAGGACAGAGGUAAUAGCAAUUACAAUUCAUUGCAAAUGCACCUUAGGAUAAAAUAAUUAAGAAAUAUUUGGAACCUAAGAAUUUAAAACAAAAAAAUAUUGAGUUUAUUUUUAUUUUGUGUGAUUUAACUGCCAUGUGCCUAAAAUUGCAUAGGACUACGUUCAAGUUUGAGUCAUGAUUGUGUCAGUGUUAGCUGCUUAAAAGAAUUAACUUUCUUAAUGUGUGGGAUCCAUGGAUGCGGACACAUUAGAACCCUAAAAUGACAUGAAGAAUUGAUCAUGAAGAGUGGCUGUUCUCUGUUCAAAAAGAGCUGGCACAGCUGUGAAGACAAGGAGUUCAAUUCCAUAAUUCUUUAAUCUCUCAAGAGCUACACUGGCCUCACCAUUCCUGCUUGUGCUUUUCAGCAGUAGCCUGGCCCAAAUCUCUACCUCAAAGAAAAGUUUCAAGAAAUAAAGGGAUAAUGUUCAUGGAAGGUUUUAAUUAUUUUCUGUAAAAUGAACUAGUAACAGUUGUCUCUGACUGCUACAUUUUUUAAAAAAGUCUACCUUUUCCAUGAGCAGACUGGGCCAAGCCCUCUGCUUUCUGCUCUCUCUACAUUGUUCUGUUGUGUUCUGUGUAUCUCCAUAAUCUGAAGUUUUUAAUGCAGUAAGUCAAGCUCUUAGCAUUCUUUGACCUUCCCCAAAAUAGGGACAUGACAGUCUCCUCUUCUUUCUUAAAUGGCCUAAAUCUAUCUCUUCAUUUAUCUCAAACUCAGAUUAGUCUAUUUUAUAUUGAAAAUGAAAUAUGUUUUACAGGUUUUAUAAAAGUUGUCACAUUUUGGUUUUGUGCCAUUUAUGUAUUUAUACAUAAUAUAGAAACAUAAUAAAACCUUCAAUUUUAAUACCUUUAAGAUUCCAACAUAUUAAUUAUAAAGGUGAAAGAUAUAACCAUACUUCACUGUUUUAAAAUAAAAGUGCAAUUUCAAGGUAUUUUUUCCCACUUCAAUUUAUACAAGAGUUGUAGUUACAUAAUUAAUACUUUGAACAUUACAAAAAAUACUUGAAAAAUAUCCAUACUGAAUAGUUUGCUCAAAUUAAGUUUUGGCAACUUUAUUGGGUUUUGGUUAAUGUUCUGUAAGGCUUGGCUACACACAGGGUGGUCCAUGAACUGGGAUCAUCAGUAUGAAAAAUUAGCUUAUGAAAAAUUAAGACUCUAGAGCCUCUCCUCAGACCUACUAAAUCAGAAUCUGCAAUUUGGCUAGAUCUCCAGGUGGUUCAUAUGCACCUAAGUUUGAGAAGCAAUGGUCUGAUUUUAAGGCACUAUAGUGGUGACGUACAAGAAUUUGGCAGGAUCUUAUAAAAUGAGCAUCCUUCUUCCCCUUUUGAAAGAAGUUCAAAAGGAAAGAAGAUAAAAUAUGACCAUAGUACAUCUUUCUGGGUUUGCCAGCUAUGACAGGCACAAAGUAAUUAAAUUCACAAAUUACCAUACACUGAUUUCAGAAUUAAGCUACUAAAGUUUAAAAUUUGAUUAUCUGGUAAUAUAGUAAUUUAAUACACUAUAAGUAGUAUAUUAAGUUUAAUGCCCUUAAAAAAAAACUGCUUUAGGAAAUAAUCUGAGAUUAAUAUUCUAGAAGAACCCUGAAAAAAGGAAAAACUAGCAAAAGAAUAAUAGGCAUUUAUUCUUUGUCCCCACAAAAUUUGGACUUGAAAAACAUAGUGGAAAUAUAAUAGCAUUCAAAGUGAUUUAUGGUAAAAAUUCGUAAUUACAGUUAGGGGUUGAGGACUCCAUAUAUUUCAUAAAAUUUAAGUUUAAAUAUACUUUUGAAGCUGCAUUUUGACCUUAUUGUACUACCAACUAAAAUGUUUUCAUGUAAAGUGUCUACUUAAAAAGCUAAAAAUAGGGGCGCCUGAGUGGCUCAGUCGGUUAAGUGUCCGCCUUCAGCUCAGGUCAUGAUCCUGGAGUCCUGGGAUCAAGCCCAGCAUCGGGCUCCCUGCUCAGCAGGGAGUCCGCUUCUCCCUCUUCCCCUCACCCCCGCUCGUGUUCUCUAAUAAAUAAAAUCUUAAAAAAAAAAAAGCUGGGACAGACAUCUCUUUGUAUUUGAGGUUCUCUAAUAGAAAUAUGUUCACAUUGAUACACACCUUCAUGAUGAAAAAGGUAGCUUUCAGACAACUCAGUUACAUCUGAAUUGGUAGGAACCAGAUAAUGGUAGUUAUAGUUAAUUUUCAUUAAGAUUGGCAGAAAGAGAAAUAUGGAAAAAAACUGCAAUUGGAGGGUUAAAUCUUCCUUAAUAUUCUUAAAUGGUUAUUACUUUUUUGUGUUGAUCUGUGUGUUUGUAGGUAUUCAACAAGUAUUUUAUGUGAGAAAACCUAGGAUGCAUAUUUUUUUCACUACAUAAAACAUUUAAGUGGUACAUAAAUUAAAACUUCCCAUUCACAAUGGGGAAGGGGUUAAAGCUGAACAUAUUGUUUUACUGUAAUUUAGAGCCUUUGUGCUAUGGCAAUUUGGGGAGUGUGUUUCAUUCUUUCACAUUAGAAACAACAGUGUUUAAAAAUAUGGUCAAGCACUACAGAUUUAUUUAGUAAUAUAAAACUCGGUGAUGAUUAAUUUCUCAUAAUUGGCUACUAUAUGUAAGUUUUCAUGGCAUACAGACUGUUAAGAGAGCACUCCAGGUAGCAAAAGAUACCUGUUACCAGGUUUUUUUCUGGUAAAAUCAUCCAACUAUUUUUUAAUGGAAGACAUUAGACAAAUUAGAUAACUUAGGUAAUAGUUGAUACAGUAUAAGACACCAGCAGUGUGCAAUGGCAUGUUAAGAGCAGAACAAAGGUGAGUUCUGGCUAUUAUACUUCAUCAAACUAUACAAUUUUUAAAUCAUAAGCAAAGUGUAGUCGUGAGUUCAAGCCCCGUGCUGGGUUCCACGCUGGAGGUGGAGCUUACUUUAAAAAAAAAAAAAUUAUAAGCAAAGCCUUACCAAAUCAGUAUACCAGAUGUUCCAAAAGAAUGGGGUUAUUUUUAGAAAGACUACAUUUCUUUUUUGAAGUUCAAAACAUCUCGAGUAACUAGAAAAAACUACUUUACAGAUGAAUUCACUAUUUCUUUUUUAAUGGCAAA
Zalophus californianus (California sea lion) is the source of this 7067-nucleotide messenger RNA. It is a transcript of the gene NPHP3, whose product is annotated as nephrocystin 3. The record is from RefSeq and is a predicted model, not a curated record. The coding region runs from base 1 to 3993 and encodes 1330 amino acids. Gene Ontology annotation, biological process: kidney development; determination of left/right symmetry; convergent extension. The transcript is spliced from 27 exons. Gene Ontology annotation, molecular function: protein binding. NCBI's taxonomy places the organism in Eukaryota, Metazoa, Chordata, Mammalia, Carnivora, Otariidae.